AUGUUGAAUGAAGAGAAGAAAGCAAAAAAACCAAAACAAAACAACUCAAACUCGGAUGAAUACAUCAAAAUCUCAUUAUCUUCAAUUAUGGAGGACGAAGAGGAAGAGGAGGAGAAGAAAUCAUCAAAUCCAUCUUCAUCAGGUGUUGCUUCAUCAUCAGGUAUUACAUCACCACCACAAUCAACACAACCAACCACUCAUUUAAAUUCUCCUAUUCAUAUUCAACCACAACAACAAGCGUCCACAGUUGUUCUUUCAUUCAAAAAUUACAAGAAAUGGACAAAGAAAGAGGUUGCUUCUCUUCUUCGUAUGAAGAAACGUGAAGGUGGAGCUUCAUUGUCAGUUGAGAAAAUGAACCUGUUAUACAGUGCUGAUUUUGAUGGCACUUCUCUGGAUAACAUUGUUCAGAAUAUCAAGAGGCACGACGUAGAUUUUGCAAAGUACUUGUUCAACAGUGGUAAAUUGGGUGAAGAUCUUUGUACGAUGAAGAUUUUGAUGGAAUAUCUCUCUCAAAAAUUGUCUUUGAGUUCGAGAAGGCUCAACAAAGUGGAAAUGAACAGACUCUCAAUGGUAUCAUGGAAGAAGUAUUUAAAAAUGACAAGGAUGCUCAUCAAUGAACUAAAGUUGAGAAAUUUAUCACAUGUUCGCCAUGGCUUGGAUCGCCUGAUUUUCAAGAAAUUGCUAAAUAGAGAACAAGCAGAAAAAGCAAUUUUAGAUUUAAGUUCAGCACAAUAUAAAGCAAGUCAACAAGAAAACAUUACCAAACAAGACUUGACUUUUUUGAUCGCCAAAGGUGGAAGUGGGAGUGGAAAAACUCGAAUUAUGUCUGAGGUUGUCAAAAUUCUUUCGAAGGCCGAACCACAACAUAUUUUUAAGAAUUCUUCAAUCAUUUACUUCAACUUUACAAAUGGAUUUGUUUUGCAAAAUGAUGUUGAAAGAGAUUGCAGUAUUAUUUCUUUAAUCUCAUCGAGAAUCAUUUACGCUGCUUUUGAGCAAGGAGAAAGAAUUGCUAAACAAUUACCAAAAAUAACUAAUGAUUAUUUUUUAAAUGAACUUCUCCGAAUUAUAAGCUCAAAAUUACAUGAACAAUUUAAAAUCGAGCAAUCGAUUCCAAUACCUCUUAUUCUGGCAUUUGAUGAGUAUCAAACAGUAACCAGAUUCAAUCAAAAUCUGAAUACACAAUUGCAACAUAAAAUUGGAUGGUAUAUGAGAAACUUUCAGAAAAAACAUGGAUUGAUUUUAUUUCCAUCAUUCUCAGGAACGUUAUUGGAAUCCGAUACCAGAUUUGAACCAACUGGCUACCAAAUAACAACUGUCCCAUUACCAUCAUUGUGA
Naegleria fowleri is the source of this 1335-nucleotide messenger RNA. RefSeq lists its product as uncharacterized. Lineage: Eukaryota; Heterolobosea; Eutetramitea; Acrasida; Naegleriidae. The coding region runs from base 1 to 1335 and encodes 444 amino acids. The transcript is spliced from 2 exons. The record is from RefSeq and is a predicted model, not a curated record.